Molecule: messenger RNA, 1356 nt
Organism: Funneliformis caledonium
Lineage: Eukaryota; Fungi; Glomeromycota; Glomeromycetes; Glomerales; Glomeraceae
Source: the annotation of a GenBank genome assembly
AUGCAAAAUUUUGAAACUUUAAUCACUUGUCUUCCAAAGAAAUCCAAAGCAAUUUUAUAUAAGAAUGGGAUCAUAAUUUCAACUUCAAGACCUCCAUUGUUUAAUUAUAUAGCUUUUAUCAAAAGGCUUGAUAUCAAUGAAAUUAAUAGUGCAAUUACAAGAUUUACUCCAAAAAUACUUGAUAAUAAUCAAAUUCUGGUUACAACACAGGAAAUAUUUAAAAUGCUUAUGAAUCAAACCUCUUUGAAAAUUUUACAUUUUGAAUUUAAAUCAAACGACGACAUACCUAAUAUUCCAUUUACCGCUUAUCCUGGAGGAAAGGAUUGUUUAAGUAAACUUUCUGAAUUUUCAUGUAGUUCAAAUAUCUAUCCUGAAUUUUUUUAUCAGAUAUCUCGAAUUUGUCAUAAUUUACAAUCACUAAAAAUAAAUUUUAAAAGUUUCAUCUCAAAAGGAUUAACAGAAUUAAUUUCUGUUCAAAAAGAUUUAAAGUACUUGGACUUGAAUUAUUGUGAAGGUUAUUCAGAUGAAUCUGACUUGGAUUAUUGUGAAAGUAAUUUAGAUGGAUCUGACUUGGAUUAUUGUGACUGUAAAUUAGAUGAUGAAAGUCAACUAUUAGCAAACAUUCCAAACACAUUAAACAAAUUACAUAUUUUUGGAAGGCCUUGUCACAUGCAACUGUCAUUUAUUUCUAAGCUCUCAAAUUUACAAGAACUUUCAUUAUCAUUUUUGAAAACCAAUGGAUUAAAAGAUUUUGAAAUUCUUCAAUAUGCUACUCUUCCAAAAUUGCAAAUUUUAACUUUUGAAAUUAAAUGUGCAGCUGUUGUAUACCUGAUCAAUUUCUUAGAAAACAAUGGAAAGAAUUUAAAAAAACUUGACCUUGGCAAAAAAAAAUUUUUUGAUAAUUCAUUAAAUUUAGCUAUAUCCAAUUUUUGUACAAAUCUGACGUCGUUACGAUUUACAUAUUCAUAUAAAACCUUGGAUUCACUAAAAUUAAUUUUAAAUGGUUGUGAACAAUUAGAAAGCAUGGAUAUUUUGUCUAGUGUUAAUUGUAGAGGUUGUCAAGACUUUAUAUUACUAGAGAUGAUUGUAGAAUUUUCACCUAAAAAGUUUCAUGAGUUAAAGGUAGAUAUGGGAUCUUGCGUAGAUCAAGUUAUAGCAUUUCAAUGGGGAUUCGAGCCUAUCUUUAAAUGCUGGGCGAAUCGUGUGCCAUGUAUUCCACUUUCUUUGACUAUUAAUUCGAAAUUAGAAAGUGAAAUUACAAUGGAGGAAAGUAACGUCAAAGUAAUUGAAGAGUUUAUAAAGUUGGGUGUUAUUAAAGAAAUUAAAAUAUUCAAUGAUAUCUCCUGGUUUUGUUAA